CGACGUCUCAAGUUUCUGGAGCCAAUACAUGGAUAUGCACUGAUAGGCCACGUCAUUAAAAACAUUUCAUUACCAGUUGGAAUGCAUAUGUAUAGUCACUGCAGAAACUGGUGUACUAUGGAAGACAGAUGUACAUCGAUCAACAUGGUACCACGAGAAAAAAAUGAAAUUAUAUGCCAGCUGAGUGACUCGGACCAAUUACAACACCCAAAUGAUCUGAAACCGACGGCAGGCUUAAUAUAUAGAGGAACGGAGGUAAAAAUUGUUUUCUGUUCGUCAGCGUUGUUUACCUUUCAAGAGAUUUUCCUAAGCCCUCUGCGAGUCCUCACCGAAUCAGAUCAGGAGAAUUCAUAACAAAACUUUUCAAAUUAGAGCCCGAGAACUUUGCAAUCGAACCAAUAAUAAAAACAAGAUCGCUUUGGGUGCCCUGUAGGAUUCGUCAGCAUAGAUCACUAUCAAUGACUACAGGCGUAUAAUGAAUCAUUCGAUCAUCACGUGCCGUUAGCUCAAGGAGGCUCAGCAAUAAUAGAUAUUCUGAAAUAAUCAGCGGGAAAAGUUAAAGAACCUUUAGCUCUAUAUUAUUUUCCACCAGAAUAAGUGCUACUUCAACAAGUGCUACAACAAGGCAACUUGCUUGGUUAGAUUUACGGACAAGGAAUAUAAGUGUAUAUGUCCACUUGGAUACACAGGAGAACAUUGCGAAAAAGGUAAG
Messenger RNA from Pocillopora meandrina, 712 nucleotides. The record is from the annotation of a GenBank genome assembly. Lineage: Eukaryota; Metazoa; Cnidaria; Anthozoa; Scleractinia; Pocilloporidae.